AGCAGCAGCAACAGCAACAGCAACAUCAACAACAACCACAACCACUCAGCUUGCAAUCCGCGCUCAUCGCCGGCCGCUGCGACCGCAGCCGUUACAAUCUCAGCCACUGGCGGUAGCGUGGUAACUGGUCCGGGCCCCGUCCCGGCACCGGUGGCCCAAUUGCAACACGGAUUGGCGCCCAGCACGCCGCUGCAGCGCGCGACGGCAGCGAGCGGAGGAGGCGCUGUUGGUGCUGGCGCUGGUGUUAGCAGCUGUAACACCGCCUCACCCUCGCCCCUGCCCCUGCCCCUAUCCUCACCCUCGCCAGCAGCAGUUGCCGCCGCUCAGCAGCAGCAACAACCGCUGCAUCAGCAGCAGCAGUUAAACUCCGCAACGGCACGGAUUGCAGCGGCGCUGCAGCGAUCGCCCGCCAUGAAUGCGGUGGCAUCGCCGAUUCCAGCCAACUCAGCGACGUCGGCGCGCAAGAUUCGCCGCAAGACGGACACGAAAAUCAAUUUGCCCCAAUCACAAAUAAACAAGUGCAACAAUGAGAAACGACGACGUGAAAUGGAAAACAAUUAUAUUGAGCAGCUGUCGGAGUUCCUGCAGCUCAAUAAACGUGGAGAUAUGACAUCAACGAAACCGGAUAAGGCGGCAAUAUUAAAUCAAGUGGUUCGAACGUAUCGUGAUAUUUGUGACAAAGGCCAAAGCCGUGAUAUAUCCUCAACAUCUACCAAUAAUAACAACAACUCCACAACAACGACCAACAACAACAAUAAUAAUAAUAAUAAUAAUAAUAACAAUAAUAAUAACAAUAAUAACAACAAUAAUAAUAAUAAUAAUAAUAAUAGCCACAAACCACAAGCAACCUCAACCCGGUGCACCCGUUGUGCGACAGACAACUGCUCGAUACACCCUGUGCAACAGGGUGAAGUCUCAUCAACGGAGCCACCAUUGCCAGAGCCAUCGCUUCUGAACGGUCAAGUGCCGGAAAUAUCAGCUUAUUUCGAGGCACUCGAACAUUACAUCAGCUCGGUGGGUUGGGUCCUGCUGCAGGUGAACGCGAACGGCAUCAUUGAGUCCUGCACGCAGAACAUACGCGAACUGAUCGGCUAUGAGAAGCACGAGCUCUUCCAUCAGCCGCUCUACAUGUACCUCUAUUCGGGGGAUCACGCCAAACUGGAGCCGAUCAUAAACAACAUGUACAGCAGCAGCAGCAACAGCAACAACAGCGGAGGCGGGGGAAGUGGAGGUGGCAACAGUUCAGCGACUGGCGGCGUCUGGGGCGAUCUCGAUGAGCUAAACAAUGGCAAUGCCUCACAGCAAUCAGCCAGCUCCAAUUCCAGCUCCAGUGCGGGCAAUGGAGCAGGCCCAGGACCUGGAGGAGGUGGCAGUGGCAUCGUUGCGAGUAAAUCGAAGCGCAGCAUUUCGACCAAGGUGCGCAUGCUAGUCAAGGAUACGCGACCAGCGACACAAACUUCCUCGUCCUCCUCAUCCUCAUCCUCCAAUUGCGGCGAUGCCAUGGACCAAAAGCCGCUCAGGCAGUCCGGACACCAGGACAAGUAUGAAGAGGUCGUGUUGAUAGCGGCGCCAGUGAAGGACGACGCGGAUGCGAGCAGCUCGGUGCUGUGUCUGAUCACACGGCCGGAGGAUGAGUCGCCGCUGGAGAUCAAUAUACAGCAGCAUGUGCAUCAUCAGCCGACCGAGGAGAUGACCUUCAAGUUGGAUGUGCAUGGGAAAAUACUCAGCCUGGAUGCGACGGCGCUGCGUGAUCCGUUCAAGCAGCAUCUGCAGACGUGGGUGGGUCGACUCUGGCAGGAUCUAUGCCAUCCGCAUGAUCUAUCCACGCUCAAAUCGCAUCUGCGCGACAUUCAGGACUCGGCGGUAGUCCAUUCACCGGGCAGCUCUGCAAAUGCCAGCAAUUCUGGUGGCAAUCCGGGAUCGGGCGGCGGCGGCGGCUCCAUCUCCAAUGUUAUAUCACGUCCAUUUCGCUUACGGCUCGGCGCACCCGAUGUCUAUGUGCAUGUGAAGGCCAAUUCGAGACUGUUCCUCAAUCACACGCCCGGCGAGAGUGAUUUCAUAAUGUCCGUGCAGACGCUGCUCAACUCCGAGAACGAUAUGAAUAGCAACAACACCGGUGCGGGCAGCGGAGGCGCCACUGCCGGCUUGAGUCUCGGCUUGAGUCAGAUGUGCGCCAUGUCGCCGGGCGCCCAUUUGGCCAGCACGCUGGUCAAUACACUCUCCAUGGAGGUGCUGGGCCACAGUUCCACAUCCUCCUCCACAUCCUCUGCCGCCGCAAUGCUGCCCACACAUCUGCUUGGCGGUCUUGUCGGCGGCGGUCCGCACAACAACAACAACAACAGCAGCAACAACAACAGCAGCAACAACAGCAACAACGGCAGCAACAACAACAACAGUGGAGGUGGCAGCAACACACAGACAACGAAUGUGGGCGGACCUCUGAUGAGCUCUGCCAUCCUCAAUGGCAGCGGCAUGCAGCAGCGUUUGGGCAACAGUGGCGCAUCAGGUGGAAAUGCCUCGUCGGCGGCAACGCUGGUGAAUGCAUUCACUGCAUCGCCGGCGCCCGGCGAGCAUUCGUUUUAUGGCAGCGAUGCCUUCGAGUUUGAUAUCGCACAUUCCUCGUUCGACAUGGAUCCCAGCGGAGGCGUUGGCGCCUGGACAGAUUCGCGGCCCAAUUCACGGGCCUCGGUCGCCACGCCGGUGAGUACGCCACGUCCGCCCUCGGGCCAUGGCUUCAGUCCGGCUGUGUGUGCCUCGCCAGCGACACCCUAUCAGCUCUCCUCGCAUUCGGCGGCCAGUUUGCCCUCGCCGCAAUCGAAUGCCAGCGCCGGUGCCGGCGGGAGCAGCAGCUACGGUUUCAAUUUUCACUCCUACGAUCCGGCGGACAGCAAACCGGAUAAGGAGCAACAGCAACAGCAGCAACAGACGGCCAACAACAAUGCCAACAACAGCAACAGCAGCAGUAACAACAACUCUGCUCUAAUCGGCGUUGGUCUGCCAAAUGGCGUCGGUGGUUUGCUGCUCACCUCCCAGCAGCAACAACAACAGCAGCAGCAGCAGCAACAGACGCCACCACUGCAGGAAUCUUCGGAGCGGCUGCGUCAUCUACUUACCAAAUCGCAGGCCGGCGGUUUGGGUGAUGAAGAAAAGUACUUCAAGCAAGAGUGUAACGAGGAUGAGAAGCUCAAUGUGGGAUCCGUUGUCGGACCGGCGGGCAGCUUCAAAUUGGGCGGUCAGAUGGGGCUGUUCGGUCCCCUUGUUGGACGCGGUGCAGCAAAUGCAGCGCUGCUGCAAAAGGCGGGCAACUCCCAGAAUCCGAUGCUGCUCAAGCUGCUGAACGAGAAGAGCGAGGAGGAUGAUGGCAGCGGAGCGGGCGGAACGGGUGCGGGCAGCGGCACUGGCGGACCUGGAAUGCUGAACAAUGUGCGGCAGAGCGAACUGAUGCGUCAGCUGCAGAAGGACGAUGGCGGCGGUCAUGGCCAUGGGCAUGGCAUGCUCGGCGGCGGCAGUGGUGGUGGCGGUGGCAGUGGUGGCGCUGGUGGCGGCGCCAACAUGAGCAACGAGGAUCUCAAACGCAUGCUCAAAAUCCAAAGUGAUCCGGCAAUGAGUCGCAAGCGUUCGCUCAACGAGCCGGACGUUGACAUUGCCGUUAAGCGCUCGGAGGAUAAGCCCAGCAAGCUCUGCUCAGAGAACAAGAUGCUGGCGAAGCUGCUGCAGAAUCCCAUCAAGCUGCCCAAAGCACCAAAUCCGGAGCAGCCGCUGCAGGUGAAAACACUGCCGGACAUCACCAGCUCCUCGGUGAACAGUGUGAGCAGCUCUCUGUCGGUGCCGGGCAAUCUCAUUAGUGCCGCCAGCCAAAGCGGACCCAAAGCGGCGACAGCGACAACAGCAGCAGCCAACAGUCGGGCGCGCAAACAGCAGCAACAAUUGCAACAGCAGCAGCAGCAGCAACAGCAGCAACAACAAUUGCAGCAGCAACAUCAACAGCAGCAGCAACAUCAGCAGCAACAUCAGCAGCAGCAGCAGUCAACGGUACAGCAAAACGAUAUCUACCUCAGCCAGCAGCAGCAGCAGCAGCUGGCUUACCAGCAACAGCAACAGCAGCUGGCGACAACAGCAACUACCUCAAAUCAAACCAUAGCGGCCUCAACAUCAACGUCGGCUGGUGCGCCCGAUCCGGAGCUGUCGAAGCUGCUGGACAGCUUUAUGGAUUAUUAUCCGGAUGACACGCCCAUUGGAAGUGCGGCACCCUCAGAGGCUUCGGCCAUCAGCGAUAUACAGAAAUCGCUGAUGCUCGAUGUGGAAACGGCCGCCUUUGGCGUGUUGCACGCUAUGAAUCCGCAGUUGAUUAUGUCACAGCAACAGCAUCAACAGCUGCUCGCACAGCAACAGCAGCAGCAACAACAGCAGCAGCAGCAGCAACAACAGCAGCAGCAGCAACAACAACAGCGUCAGCAACAUUUGCAGCCUCCUGCAUAUCCAGGAAUGCUUGGACUGCAGCAGCAACAUCAACAGCAGCAGCAGCAGCAACAACAACAGCAUCAGCAGCAGCAACAGCAACAACAUCUGAUACGCCAGCAGCAACGGCAACAGGAACAUUUAAUGGAGGCCGGUCGCUUCCAACGGCCACCGCCCAUUUAUCAGGCGCGUGGGCGUGGCCCCAUGAAUGCUGUAGCCACGCCCGGCGGCUGCGUUGUGCUGCCCAAUCAGCAAAUGCGCAACAUGCGCCAGCAGCAGCAACAGCAAAAGGAGCGACUGCUGCAACAGCAGCAAAAGCAACAGUUGCUCGUCCCAGAGAAUGCAACUGGCAUAAAUGCGGGCAUCAAUAAUAUUGGCUCACUGCUGAAUACAACAGUGGCGCCGAAUGUGUCGCUCUCGAGGACCAAUCUGCCGGCCGAUGCACAACUGAGUCCCAACUUUGCGCAAACGCUGAUGCAGCAGCAGCUCAGUCCUGGACGCAGUGCACCCUACAGUCCGCAGCCAAAUCAAGGAUAUGGGCCGCAGUUUGCUCAAAAUGCGCAACGGCUGUCUCCGCAGCAGCAGCAGCAGCAGAAUCCACAGCAGCAACAGUUGGCGUAUCUGCAACAGCAGCAGCAGCAACAGGCUGGCGAUGGAGGUCGCUCCAAUACACCGUUUGGCAGUGGCUCGGGAAUGCAAUCGCCGGGCAUGCAGAGCAGUCCGCAGCAAUGGACCACAGUGGCUGGUGGAGCAGCCGGUGGUGUCGCUGGUGCUGUUGGUGGCGGACCGGGUGGUCCGCUGCCAGCUGGCAACGCCAGUCGCUCACAGCAACAGCAUAAUAAUCCCUUGCUCAUUGCGCAGCUGCAGAACAACUUCAAUGCGCGUCAAUAUCAGCAGCAGCAACAACAGCAGCAGCAGCAGCAGCGCCGCGGCCUCAACUCACCCGGUGCCGUUGGACCCGUGGGCAAUGCGGCCGCUGUGUUGCAGCGUCAGAACUCCUUCCAGGCGCAGGGCGGCAGCGGCGCCAGCACGCCCGACGGCAGCAGCGGACCAGUUGGCCUCAGUUUCGGCGGUGGCCCACAGUCGCCGUAUGGCGGCGGUGCGCCAGGCAAUGCCUUCCAGCAGCAACAGCUGCAGCGGCUCCAGCGGCAGGGCAGCGUUCCGCAGGCGACGCAACAUUUGCCAGGCUCAACGCGUUUCGGUUUGUCGCCUGGCAACAACAACAACAACAGCAGCAGCAGCAACAACAACAACAGCAACAGCGGCAACAAUAACAACAACAACAACAACCAUAAUGAUAAUGCAGCUGCCGCCGCUAGUCAACAACAGCAACACCAACACCAGCAGCAGCAGCAGCAACAACAACAGCAACAGCUGAUGAAUGGGAUGAGCAUGUCGCCGCAUCCGGCCAUGAUGGGUGUGGGUGGCAUGGGCAGCGGCGGUGGCAAUGGCAUCAUUGGGCUGGGCGGUGGCGGCGGCGGCGCUGGUGUCAGUGGCGGCAGCUAUGCAGCCCUGGCUGCAUACGGUCAAUCGCAGCAGGCGAAUGAUUUCUAUGGUCGAGCCCAGACCGCUGGCAACGCUGGCGGCGGCGGCGGUGGCGGUGGCAAUGCCAAUUCGGAUUUUGUCAAACAGGAGCUGCGCGCGGUGGUCAGCGUGCGUGCUCAGCAGGCGGCUGCCGCUGCCACUGGUGGCGGUGUGGGCGUAGGCGGUGCGGGCGUGGCACAGCGCGGUCAGACGCCGCAGAGUCCGCUGCAGCAGGGACCAAUGAUUGGUGGCAGCGGCAAUAGUACAAAUUCCAUGGGCGGCAAUGCCACGCCCACUGGCACUGGCAGCACUGGCAAUCCAAUGCUCAACACACCGCCAGACCCAACGCUGGGCUUCAGCUUCGAGACGCCGGACUUCUUUACGAGCAGCGCCACAAGGUGACCCUAAGGCGCCGGCGGCUAAGCAAACAAAAUCCCUACAAUUCAAGGACAAAAUCUGCUAAACAACAACAACAACAUCAACAACAACAACAAGAAAUUUAUGUUAUUCAAACGCAUUUAUAAGGCUCUCAGAAUGUUUUCCAUUUAGAAAUGAUGAUGGAUGUCGCAGCAUUUUUGUAAACAAAAUAAUAAUAAUAAAAAAAAAAGAAAAGAAAA
Messenger RNA from Drosophila grimshawi, 6599 nucleotides. RefSeq names its product neurogenic protein mastermind (gene tai). The transcript has 13 exons. Gene Ontology annotation, molecular function: nuclear receptor binding; protein dimerization activity. Gene Ontology annotation, cellular component: nucleus. The annotation marks the transcript as partial. The record is from RefSeq and is a predicted model, not a curated record. Gene Ontology annotation, biological process: cellular response to hormone stimulus; positive regulation of transcription by RNA polymerase II. NCBI's taxonomy places the organism in Eukaryota, Metazoa, Arthropoda, Insecta, Diptera, Drosophilidae.